Closterium sp. NIES-67 is the source of this 1225-nucleotide messenger RNA. The record is from the annotation of a GenBank genome assembly. Lineage: Eukaryota; Viridiplantae; Streptophyta; Zygnematophyceae; Desmidiales; Closteriaceae.
GCGGCGGCAGAGGCAUGGGCAGCAACGGCGGCAGAGGCAUGGGCAGCAGCGGCGGCAGAGGCAUGGGCAGCAGCGGCGGCAGAGGCAUGGGCAGCAACGGCGGCAGAGGCAUGGGCAGCAGCGGCGGCAGAGGCAUGGGCAGCAGCGGCGGCAGAGGCAUGGGCAGCAGCGGCGGCAGAGGCAUGGGCAGCGGCGGCGGCAGAGGCAUGGGCAGCAGCGGCGGCAGAGGCAUGGGCGGCGGCGGCAGAGGCAUGGGCAGCAGCUGCGAGGCAUGGGCAGCAGCAGCGGCAGAGGCAUGGGCAGCAGCAACGACAGGCAUGGGCAGCAGCAGCGGCAGAGGCAUGGGCAGCAGCAGCAUGAGAGUCAUGGGCAGCAGCAGCAUGAGAGUCAUGGGCAGCAGCAGCAUGAGAGUCAUGGGCAGCAGCAGCAUGAGAGUCAUGGGCAGCAGCAGCAUGAGAGUCAUGGGCAGCAGCAGCAUGAGAGUCAUGGGGAGCAGCAGCAUGAGAGUCAUGGGCAGCAGCAGCAUGAGAGUCAUGGGCAGCAGCAGCAUGAGAGUAAUGGGCAGCAGUAGCAUGAGAGUAAUGGGCAGCAGCAGCAUGAGAGUAAUGGGCAGCAGCAGCAUGAGAGUAAUGGGCAGCAUGAUAGUCAUGGGCAGCAGUAGCAUGGGGGAGCAGAAGGGGCUAUGGCAAGGGAUAAAGGGAGGAUGAAUGGAGGCACGGAAUGGCCCAGGGAUGGAAGCACAUGCAUGAGGAUUGGACAAGUGCUGGAGUGAGGAGCAUACUAAGGGAUGAUGGGUGGAAGCAGAUGGUAGUGGCAGAUGCAUGGGAAAAGGGGCGCAGCAGAGGCAUGGGUAGAGGGGAGCCUGAAAAAUCAUGGGAAGAGGAGCAGGGAAAACAAGGGAGGACGGGAGCAGGAGGGGCAGAAGGAUGUAGCAAAUGUGAGGGAUGGAUAAUGUGGCAUGUGUAGAGACGCCAGGAGGCAGCUAGGGCGGCAGGAGGUGCUAGGGCAGCAUGAGGCAGCUAGGGCAGCAUGAGGCAGUUGGGGCAGCAUGAGACAGCUAGGGCAGCAUGAGGCAGCUAGGUCAGCUUGAGACAGCUAGCAAGGGGAGGGAAGGGGGGGAAGCAGCAAGAGGAAGGUCGGGCAGGGGGGAGGGAGCUAGGGCAGCAGAAGCAGCUGGUGGCAGCAUAAGCGCUAGGGCAGUAGUCGCAGCUGGGACAGCAGAAGC